This is a messenger RNA of Toxotes jaculatrix (banded archerfish), 3402 nucleotides long. RefSeq names its product acyl-CoA oxidase 3, pristanoyl (gene acox3). Lineage: Eukaryota; Metazoa; Chordata; Actinopteri; Toxotidae. Gene Ontology annotation, cellular component: peroxisome. The transcript is spliced from 19 exons. Gene Ontology annotation, molecular function: FAD binding; pristanoyl-CoA oxidase activity; fatty acid binding. The coding region runs from base 160 to 2238 and encodes 692 amino acids. The record is from RefSeq and is a predicted model, not a curated record. Gene Ontology annotation, biological process: fatty acid beta-oxidation using acyl-CoA oxidase; lipid homeostasis.
GAGGGACAAAACGAGAGGUGUCUGUCCAACAAGUACACAGGUCAUUUGAAAAAGUGACAACGGAGAGACAGAGACAUUAACAGGGAAAGUCAACAAGAGAGAGAGAGAAAAAAGUGCCUUAUUACCCUGUAUGACAACCCCUUCAGUCUGAACAAGACAAUGGACCAUGAAGUGGCUGACCUCCCCAGCGGCCCCCUGGAUAUCUAUAGGAAAAAAGCCUCUUUCAACUGGAAGGACAUGCUCCGCUUCAUAGAUGGAGAUGAAAUAAUAGCAUUCAAGAAACACGUGUUCAGGACACUGGAGAAUGAUCCUGUGUUCGCACGGCGGCCCGGUGAAGACAUCCCUGUUGAGAAAAUGAGAGAGCUGACCUUCCUCAGGGUGAAGCAGCUCUUCCGCUAUAACUUCUUCACAAAAGAAGAGACGAUGGCAAAUCCCUGGAAGACUGUGAUCCUCAAUGACUGUCUGGGCAUGUAUGACUGGGCCAUGACCGCCAAGUUCUUCCUCAACAAAGGGAUGUUUGGAGCAACUAUUGCCAACUCAGGAUCAGCGAGACACCGCAAAUAUGUUGAAAGCACGGAAAGCAUGACGACGUUUGGAAGCUUCGCGCUGACUGAACUGAGUCAUGGCAGCAACACCAGAGCCAUGAGGACCACAGCCACGUAUGACCCCUCCACCCAGGAGUUUGUGAUCAAUUCUCCGGACUUUGAGGCUGCCAAGUUCUGGGUGGGGAACCUCGGUAAGACUGCCACCCAUGCUGUGGUGUUUGCACAGCUCUACACGCCCGACCAGGUGUGCCAUGGCCUGCACUCCUUCGUCGUCCCGGUGAGAGAUCCCAAGACCCUGCUGGCUCUGCCGGGUGUGCUGGUUGGAGACAUUGGCAAGAAGCUGGGCCAGAAUGGGCUGGAUAAUGGGUUUGCUUUGUUCCACAAUGUGAGGAUCCCGCGGGAGAACCUACUGAAUAAGACGGGAGAUGUAACUCCCGAUGGCCGCUACGUGACACCAUUCAAGGACCCCAACAAGCGUUUUGGGGCAUCGCUGGGAGCCCUGUCAGGGGGUAGGGUGUCCAUUACCAGGAUGGCUCUGAUCAACUUGAAGCUGGCUCUGGUAGUGGCAAUCCGCUUCUCAGCCACCAGGAGACAGUUUGGACCCAAAGACACAGAGGAGAUUCCUGUUUUGGAGUACCAGCUGCAGCAAUGGCGUCUGAUCCCAUACCUGGCAGCAGCUUAUGCUCUUGAACAGUUCUCCAGAUCUACCUUCAUGAACUUUGUUGAGUUCCAGAUUGGGCAGAUGAUGAAAGACAACGGUCACAGACAAGCAGAGAUGGGCAGAGAGAUCCAUGCCAUAGGCUGCUCCAGUAAACCACUGGGCUCAUGGACCUCUCAGAGGGGGAUCCAAGAAUGCAGGGAAGCCUGCGGUGGACAUGGAUACCUGGCCAUGAACCGGCUGGGUGUUCUGCGUGACGACAAUGACCCAAACUGCACAUAUGAAGGGGACAACAAUGUGUUACUGCAGCAGACCAGCAACUACCUGCUCAGCUGGCUUCAUGCCAAGCUCCAUGAUGGUGUGCGGAUUGAGUCUCCACUUCACACUGUGGAUUUUUUGGAUGACUUCCACAAGAUUCUGGGAAGCAAAUUUACAGCAACAACAAUGGAGGAGUGUAUGGACUCUGCAGUUCCACUGGCGGCCUAUAAGUGGCUGGUGUGUUUUCUGUUGGAGGAGAGUCAGAAGAGGCUGGAGCAGCAGAGAGCCUUGGGCAAGGAUGACUUUGAGGCUCGUAACGACAGUCAGGUGUAUUACUGCCGUUCCCUGGCCAUUGCCUAUAUCGAACACACCUGCCUCCAGAGGUUUCAUGAGCAGACCACUGAUCAGGACACACCAGCUUCUCUUAGACCAGUACUAAGGAAGCUGUGUGCUUUGUAUGGGCUGUGGAGCCUCAGCAGCCACAUGGCCACACUGUACCAAGGUGAUUACUUGAGUGGGAGGAAGCCAGCAGAGUUGGUUCAGAUGGCCAUUCUCACUCUCUGUUCACAGCUGAAAGAUGAUGCUGUAGCACUGGUGGAUGUUUUUGCGCCCACUGAUUUCAUCCUCAACUCGCCUAUUGGCAAUGCUGAUGGGCAGCUUUACAAGAACCUGUGGUCGACGGUGAUGCAGGGCAGCCAGGCGCUGGACCGUCCUUCCUGGUGGAAAGAGUUCUGCUCAGACAAACCCGUGGUCGGAUCCCUGCGUGCAAAACUCUGAGACCCCAGACCAAGUCUCAGCGACAAACCACUGGACAUUAACAAUGCAGCGGUCCCAGUCAAGCUGGUUACCGUGCAAUAAAAUGAUCUGCAGAUCAAAAAGUAAUGAAAAUAACCUUCAGUUGCUUUAGAUGCUAAAUAAUGUGUUCCUUAUUCUCCAACAGUACUGCUAACAAAACACUGGGGCUGUCCUUAAUUUGUCAUGAUGGCAGUAAGUAUUACUCUUACUGUCUUACUGAUUUGGCCUCUGCAAAACUUUUUCAUGUUCAAACUGACCCAACAGCUCAAAGUGUGAUUAUAUACAGAGUCAUAGGAGAGUUGUUGUGACUCUCAGAAAACUGUAUUUGUUCUUUUUUGUAAUGAUUGCGUAUCGGAGGAGGGGAAGGGGGUAAACUCGGGCCAGUAGUCGUCACCUGAUCCUGCUGUUCUGAUUGUACUUGCUUCACCAAAAUCACCUCAAACUCCCUGAAGCUUAGUCACAAGAGCCAGUUUGUUUUUGCUCAGCUGACGAAAGGGACACUUAACUACUCAUCCUUUCAGUGAUUUCAAAAUAUUAACAGAAAUCGAAGAAUAAUUUGACCUGAUUUCAGUUGGACUUGCUUGUUUUCAGGAUGCUGCCACAUUUAUGUAGAUUGAAUAUGAUGAUGAGUCUGAUUUAAAGUCCUAUACCGAUUAAAAACGGUUUGAUUUCAGCUUCACUGUUGAGCUGUGUGUGUGUGUCACAGGAAGUCAAUCACUGAGCACCACGAUCACCUGUUCCGAAAGAUGGAAACUCGGAUCAUAUAUGUGAAUAAGUAACCAUGAUAUUCUCAGUGUAGCCCUAUUGAUGCAACACUGUGUGGCCACAAGUUUUAUCUAGACAUUCACAUAAAAUGUGCCAAAAGUUGUAUGAGCAUUCCUACAGAAGCCCAGCAGCAUUCACGUUAAAUGAUGUUGUUCUCUACCUCUGAACUAAAGUACCUACACCUACAUAUAUCUACAUGUCAGGCUAAGCUGCCGUGGCCAGUCCCACUGGAUUGAUAGGUUCUUUCAAUCAAUACUUAUCCACCUUAACUAGUCCUACUACUAGUUUCGAGUUAUCAGAAAAUUUGUGUAAAGAAUGAUCACACUUCUUGUAAUACAGUGUUAAUUUGUGAAUAAAUAAUGUUCUCGAAUGUGUUUUCAU